Molecule: messenger RNA, 1222 nt
Organism: Electrophorus electricus (electric eel)
Lineage: Eukaryota; Metazoa; Chordata; Actinopteri; Gymnotiformes; Gymnotidae
Gene: c7h1orf146
Product: chromosome 7 C1orf146 homolog
Biological process (GO): reciprocal meiotic recombination; synaptonemal complex assembly
Cellular component (GO): chromosome
Source: RefSeq, a predicted model, not a curated record
UGCAUGUUAUGUUUAGUCGAAUGCUUUAACAUGGGUCCAAUAAUUAGAUCAUUUAAAAGGUUCUCAAAUAGCGAAUAUUUCUUAUCCACCGCCAGAUGGCGUGAUUGUUGUGAGUUCUGGGGAUAAGAGAAACAGCCAUCAACACCGGAGUACACUUUGUUUAGUAUAUUUUAAUUUAGUGAUUGAGCAUUCACUGUUGUGUUUUAUUUAUUUAUUAAUUUAUUAUUAUUAUUGUUGUUGUUGUUGUUGUUGUUGUGACUAUCACUCUAGCAACCGGUUAGCAACCACCUAGUAAUAGCAUAGCACCACCCAAUGUUAUUGCAGUCACCUGGGAUACCAUAGCAACCACUUGGCCGACUCCAUUGUAACUACUCAGGAAAGGCAUGUCCUAGUUUGGGAUGUUCUUACGAGUUUCCUCGAAUGAUCGUUUUGGUGCUAGUGCGAUCUUAUCUUUUAUAGUAUUAAAAUAAUGUUUUAACCCCUACUGCUGUUGGCACAUCUUGAUUGCAUACUAAACUGUCAGAUGCAGGAAAAUAAAACGCCACGGCUAAGCCGUUUAAUUAUUAGCGCGUGCGUAGUUAGCGUUAGCUUGCUAGUUAUUCAUUUAUUCACCUAGUUAACCAAUUAGUGGUGUACGUGGGUAGCUUUUAGAGACGUUUAAAUGGCAAGCAAUAGUCUGAUUUCAUGGAAAACAACUGUUAUUGUCAGCACUUCUCUACAGAAUAAUGAAACUUUGCGGAUGCUUUUAGCCCAGCAACACCGAAUUCGCCUCUCAGACGGUGUUGAACGCGGUGCCUUCGUGUUUCCUCUGUCAGGAACGGCCUUUAUGUUGAUCGCCCCAGAUGAGUUCCCUGAGAAGGCUCAGAAUAAAGAAUUAUUUGAUAGAAUUGAAAGAUUUGUGCAGAUCCACAGAAACUGCUUUCUUCUGCUUCAGUCCCCAGUAUAUGGAAUAAGAGAAUGGGAGGCUGUAUCUGCUGUGCACAACAGAUUCUUUGGAAGUAACCUUAAAGUCUUACCUGUCCAUAGUACUGGAGACAUUGUGAAGGCAAUGCUAACCAUUGCUAAAGCCACCAGUAAACCCCACAUAGACAGUUUAUGGGAUAGGUUGUCUUUAGCCCGAGCUCAUGUCAUUGAAUUGAGCUCAGUUUGGGAAUUACUACAUGACAUGCAGCUACUGUCAGACCAGUCAACCAAAGAAGAUCUAGAGAUACCACAACCCUGA